Motacilla alba alba is the source of this 732-nucleotide messenger RNA. RefSeq names its product serine/threonine-protein kinase PAK 3-like. The transcript is spliced from 5 exons. Gene Ontology annotation, biological process: regulation of MAPK cascade; regulation of actin cytoskeleton organization; protein phosphorylation. Bases 1 to 549 code for a protein of 182 amino acids. Gene Ontology annotation, molecular function: protein serine/threonine kinase activity; ATP binding. Gene Ontology annotation, cellular component: cytoplasm. NCBI's taxonomy places the organism in Eukaryota, Metazoa, Chordata, Aves, Passeriformes, Motacillidae. The record is from RefSeq and is a predicted model, not a curated record.
AUGUGCCGCUUUGCUGCCUGUGGGUGCCUGCAAGGCCUGGAUUUCCUUCACUCCAAGCAAGUGAUGCACCGAGACAUCAAAAGCCACAACAUUCUCCUGGGCCUGGACGGAUCUGUCAAGUUGGCUGAUUUUGGCCUUUCUGCUCAGCUCACCGCUGAGCAGAGCAAACGGAGAUCAGCUGUUGGGACCACUUACUGGAUGGCGCCAGAAAUCUUCACCAGGAAAUGCUAUGGCCCCAAAGUGGACAUCUGGUCCUUUGGCAUUGUGGGGAUCGAGAUGGUGGAAGGAGCGCCUCCUCACCGGAUGAAAACCUCCCGCACGGUUCAACAGCUGAUAAGCACCGGGGGCAGCCCGAAGCUGCAGAACCCCAGGCAACAGUCCGCGUGGUUGCGAGACUUUCUGCACUGCUGCCUGGAGACGGACGAGGACAGGCGCUGGUCUGCCCAGGAACUUCUGCAGCAUCCGUUUGUAACAUCAGCCAAGCCGACCUCCACGCUGACGCCUCUGAUCAUGGCAGCACAGCAGUUCAUGGCCGACAGGAGAUACUAGCCCUGGAAGAGGCCCUUGUUGUUUUUCGUAGUUUCUAGUUUCUAGUUUCUGUCAUGUAGUUUGUAGUUUGUAGUUUGUAGCUCGAAGUUUGUAGUUUCUAGCUUGAAGUUUGUAGUUUGUUUAGACUAGUAGUCAAAAGAAAUGCUUUAAUAAAGAAAACCUUCACUGUGUUGGAAGCUUCCU